AUGUCGGGAAUCAAGUCCGCACUGACUGCAGCACUGUCGGGGUCCCCCGCCAAGCCGGCACAGGCUCGGACCGCCGGCAAGGUGGACUCCGAGUCCUUCCCAUGCAUCUCCGAGGGUGCCCCGCUCUCCCCAGAGCAGGCCGCGGAGGGUUUGGCAGCCCUCGACAUCAACCGGGCGACCCUGCCCAGUAACGCUCCCACCCUGUCGCGCAGCCUGGACGCCUCCAGGACCGUGGUGGAUUAUGACCUGAACCCUUACAACCCUCGUGGCGGGCGCGAGGUGGUGCCCACCUCCCUGAAAUCCUCGAGCAUCAAGUCCAACUUCCUGACCGAGGCCGUGAUCGGGUCCCUGCCACGGGGCCUCUCGCACUCGGAGCGUGAGUUCAUCGUGGCCAACACGCCGCUGUCUCCCUCCCUCAACCUGCUCAGCUCCCUACCCAGGGACCAGGUAUCUGCCAGGUCCGUGGAGGGGCGCACCCUGCGCCGCCACGUACUGCGCGGCGCCGUCAUCGUCUUCAUCACCGCCGGAUACUCGGGCAAACGCUUCAUCUUUGAGAAGGCCAAGGAGCUGGGCGUGCGCAGCGUGCUCAUCGACGGCCCCGACUCCUGGAGCCAGGAGGGCCUGGGAUGGACUUGGAUGAAGACGCUGCUGCGUGAUGAGCUGGAGACCAAUGGCAUCGUCGAGCGCUUCAUUGGACUGGACAUGACCGAUGCCGACUCGGUCUUUGACCGCGCCCUGGCGGCCAUUGAGAAGGUCAAGAAGGAUUUUGGCGAGCUGGACGGCGUGGUGUCCUUCUCGGAGAUGGCCCAGCCGCUGGUGGCGCGGCUGAUCGAGAAGCUGGGCCUGCCCGGCAACUCCAGCGCAGCGGUGGACUCCGCACGCGACAAGCACGCCACCCGCCGCUGCAUGUCCGAGGCGGGGCUGCCGACGCCGCGCAACUUCCUGAUCACGCGCGAGGACGAGCUGGACGCCGCUUCCCAGCUGGUGGGCUACCCUGCGGUCAUCAAGCCCAUCCACGGCGCGGCCUCGCUCGGCGUUGUGCGCGUGGACGACCACGAGGCGCUCCUGCGCGCCUACGCGCGCGUGCGGCGCGAGAUGGGCUCCGUGCGCGUGCACUCGGGGAUCGUGGAGCAGAUGGCGUCGGACGACGAGGGGGAGGGCAACUUCACCACCACGCUGAUGAUGGAGGAGUACCUGGACGGCCCGGAGGUGGACGUGGACGUGGUGUUCAGCGAGGGGCAGGCCGUGUACGGCGCGGUCACCGACAACUGGCCCACGCUGGAGCCGUACUUCAACGAGACCGGGUCCAACUCGCCCUCCAUCCUGCCCAGCGCGCAGCAGCGCGAGCUGCUGGAGCUGGGCGUGGCAUCGGUCAAGGCCCUGGGCUUCGACAUGGGCGUGUUCCACGUGGAGUGCAAGUACACCUCGCGCGGCCCGCGCCUGAUCGAGGUCAACUGCCGCAUGGGCGGGGGCCCCGUGCGGAACAUGAACCUCCUGGUCUGGGGCGUGGACCUGGUGGAGGAGCAGCUGCUGCUGGCCGCGGGCAUCCCUUCCCGGCCCCCCGUCGCGCCCGCGCCCCUCACCCACCUCGCCGAGUUCUCGGUGAACGCGCAGCGCUCGGGCGUGCUCGCCGACGUCAGCUUCCUGGACAAGUACGACGUAAUGAAGGACGUGCUGUACGUGCGGCCGCUGGUGGAGGCGGGGGCCAAGGUCACCUGCGUGGAGGAUGGCAUGCCCACUUGGGUGUGCGAGAUCAUGGUGCAGCACCCGACCUCCACCCAGGCCGCCAUCGACUACGUCAACCAGAUCGAGGCCGCCAUCCAGAAGGAGAUGCCCAUCGAGGCACGCAAGGCCAAGUGA
This is a messenger RNA of Auxenochlorella protothecoides, 1860 nucleotides long. Its product is annotated as Carnosine synthase 1. Gene Ontology annotation, molecular function: metal ion binding; ATP binding. NCBI's taxonomy places the organism in Eukaryota, Viridiplantae, Chlorophyta, Trebouxiophyceae, Chlorellales, Chlorellaceae. The record is from RefSeq and is a predicted model, not a curated record. The transcript has 7 exons. The coding region runs from base 1 to 1860 and encodes 619 amino acids.